CUCGACGUGGUCAUCAUCUUCAACAACUACUCCAGGUCCAUUGUAUCGACGUAGAUUACUGCAUCGACACUCUCGACCAACGCUAAAAGAAAAACGGCUCAACACGACCCGAGCCGACUCGCACGACCCCCCUUCCCUCGACUCGCGUCGACCCCUAGACACCCCCACCUACCCCGCUCCAACCACAGUUCAAGAUGGCCGACCCCGAGGUUGACCUUUUCGCCGGAAUGAAGAAGAAGAAGAAAAAGGUUGUCGUCGCCGAGCUCGACGAGGCCCCCGUCGCUGCUGCCGUCGAGACGCCCGCCGCCCCCGCCGCCCCCAAGGCCGAGGAGCCCGUCGCUACCUCGUCGUCGACGCCCGAGCCUGCUGCUGAGGCUGCACCUGCCGAGGACGCUGGCGACCUGUUUGCCGACUUGAAGAAGAAGAAGAAGAAGAAAAAGGACAUUCCUCUCGACCUCGAGUCGGCUGAGCCCGAGCCUUCUGCCGACGGCGACGUGCCCAUCGUGAAGAAGAAGAAGAAAAAGCCCGCUGCCGACUUCGCCGCCGAGCUCAACGAGCUCGACGCCGAGCGUGCUGCCGACGGUGCCGAGGGCGAGGAGUUUGGUGACGACGUUUUCAAGGCUGGUGACGGCGAGUCGGCCGAGACUGGCGGUGUCGACGCAUGGGUUUCGGAGAACCGUGACCCCACGUACCCCGAGCUCCUUAAGCGCUUCUUCACCCUCCUCCACCUCAACAACCCCGAGCUCGCUGGCGAGAAGAGGAGGUACACGAUCGUCCCGCCCCAGGUCGCGCGUGACGGCACAAAGAAGACCAUGUUCGCCAACUUUGUCGACAUCUGUCGCCGUAUGCACCGUCAGCCCGAGCACGUCCUCGCCUUCCUGUACGCCGAAUUGGGUACCCAGGGUUCGAUGGACGGCAGCCAGCGCCUCAUCCUCCGUGGUCGUUUCAACCAGAAGCAGAUUGAGAACGUUCUCCGCAAGUACAUUGUCGAGUACGUCACCUGCAAGAUCUGCAAGUCGCCCGACACGCUCCUCGGCAAGGAGAACCGUCUCUACUUCCUCACCUGCGAGUCGUGCGGUUCCCGCCGGUCCGUCUCGGCCAUCAAGGCCGGUUUCCUGGCCCAGGUCGGAAAGCGUCCCAAGGCCCCGUAAGCGGCCGUGGCCAGCAGUUAUACAUAUGGAGGGGUUCGGUGCCGCGCCGCGCCGUGCCCACGAGAGAGGAGGACAUCAGGCGCCGAGUGUAUACUAUGCAUAUCUGCACAAGCA
This is a messenger RNA of Vanrija pseudolonga, 1265 nucleotides long. It is a transcript of the gene tif212, whose product is annotated as putative eukaryotic translation initiation factor 2 subunit beta. The record is from RefSeq and is a predicted model, not a curated record. NCBI's taxonomy places the organism in Eukaryota, Fungi, Basidiomycota, Tremellomycetes, Trichosporonales, Trichosporonaceae. Gene Ontology annotation, cellular component: eukaryotic translation initiation factor 2 complex. Bases 195 to 1151 code for a protein of 318 amino acids. The transcript is spliced from 4 exons. Gene Ontology annotation, molecular function: mRNA binding; translation initiation factor binding; translation initiation factor activity. Gene Ontology annotation, biological process: formation of cytoplasmic translation initiation complex; formation of translation preinitiation complex; translational initiation.